Molecule: messenger RNA, 232 nt
Organism: Acanthoscelides obtectus
Lineage: Eukaryota; Metazoa; Arthropoda; Insecta; Coleoptera; Chrysomelidae
Source: the annotation of a GenBank genome assembly
CACAAAAUGGAAACCAAUUUACUGUUCCAAAAGUUUAACAUGAAGAGGCAAUUGUGCAUUUUACAGCAGGGAUUAAAUGGACAGAAGACAACAAUAUUGCACUUACCUCAAUCAUUGCCUUAAAAGACUUCAGAGAAGAAGCUGUUAUUAGUUGCAUUCUGAACAUAAAAGGCAAACAAAAAUGACUGAUUUUUUUAUUUUUUAUUAUGUUGCUUAUUUUAGCUAUGUAGAU